AUGCUGUGCUGCUCAUCUGUCCGGCUGCCACGAGUGCAGGCGGAUGGGGACGGCCACGUGAUACCCUCGACGAAACUCUCAGAGCUGCUGAGUCGGACAUGUGUUACCCAGACCCACGACCUGCAGCUUUCGGGGAUCCCCGGGGCCCCCGACACCCUUCUUCCGCCGUACUUGCCAUUGCUCAUGGCUUCGCUGAUCUCGGAGCGGGUGUGGGCUGCAUUCUGGGCAUGA
Molecule: messenger RNA, 231 nt
Organism: Auxenochlorella protothecoides
Lineage: Eukaryota; Viridiplantae; Chlorophyta; Trebouxiophyceae; Chlorellales; Chlorellaceae
Exons: 1
Coding region: 1-231 (76 amino acids)
Source: RefSeq, a predicted model, not a curated record